AUGGUGGAGCCUGGUGACAACGAGGUUGUAGCCAAUUGGCUUGCCGUGGAGUUUCCAGAUGAUGGAAUUCGGCCAUGGCUAGCAGAGACAGAGGCAUCUAUGGAGAUUGUCUUUGACGGUGUGUGGGUGAAUAUGGCUCCAUUCUUUAGGUUAGGACUAGAUUCGACAGAGAGUUGCUUCAUCGUCGUCGAUGAGGACUCUGACGACACUGGCGGUGGUCCCGCCAGCUCCUUCGCUUGCGACACAGCCGGUGAAUGCGCUCUCGGCGCCCGGCGGCACCGAAGGAAGAAGAUAAUCUUUAAUUGUGGCUUGUUUUCAAAAAUCGCUUGUACAGGAAGAUCUGCGGGGAAUGGCCGGCCUCUUGCCAAGGCCAUAUUCGACCUGUUCUCUUGGCAAUUUGAGGCUUCCUACCUCUUCAGUAGUUUUGCAGAUGCAUCACUUCACAGAGAUCGGCAAAGUGACUUUUUCUCGAAACUGUUGGGUGAUGAGAGUGGUGGCAAAUUAGCAUUAUCAUACGAGUUGAGGCCUCACCGCCUUGGUCGAAUGAAGGCGCUGGUCGUGAUCGAUGAUGUAGGCAGCAAUGUGAGCAACAUAGGACCAUUGAAGGAUUUGUUAAAUGGUGAGUGCUGCGAUUUGUUUGGUCACAGGCAAGGUUGUCAAAUCGCGGGUCGAUCCGGACCCGGACGAACUAGUGGGUCAUGGGUCAUUGGGUCACCAGUUUUAGCCCGGUUUAGCCCGUAA
Linum trigynum is the source of this 741-nucleotide messenger RNA. The record is from the annotation of a GenBank genome assembly. Lineage: Eukaryota; Viridiplantae; Streptophyta; Magnoliopsida; Malpighiales; Linaceae.